Messenger RNA from Nycticebus coucang (slow loris), 647 nucleotides. RefSeq names its product mitochondrial ribosomal protein S14 (gene MRPS14). Gene Ontology annotation, molecular function: structural constituent of ribosome. The transcript is spliced from 3 exons. Gene Ontology annotation, biological process: translation. The record is from RefSeq and is a predicted model, not a curated record. Gene Ontology annotation, cellular component: mitochondrial small ribosomal subunit; ribosome. NCBI's taxonomy places the organism in Eukaryota, Metazoa, Chordata, Mammalia, Primates, Lorisidae. The coding region runs from base 93 to 479 and encodes 128 amino acids.
CCGCCCCUACGGCCCAGGCCCCGCCCCUCGCGUGUUUCUGGGCUCGGUAGUGUUAAUAAAGUUGCGGCUGUUUGACGUUUGCGGCAGACAAGAUGGCGGCCUUCAUGCUGGGCUCGCUGCUGCGGACGUUCCGGCAGAUGGGUCCUUCAUCAGCUUCAGGCCAAGUUCGAGGUUACUAUGUAGACUGGAGAAUGUUGCGAGAUGUGAAGAGACGAAAAAUGGCCUAUGAAUAUGCAGACGAGAGGCUCCGUAUCAAUUCACUCAGGAAGAACACAAUCUUGCCAAAAGAUCUUCAGGAAGUGGCCGAUGAAGAAAUUGCUGCCCUUCCCCGGGAUAGCUGUCCCGUUAGAAUCAGAAAUCGAUGUGUUAUGACGUCCCGUCCACGUGGUGUAAAGCGGCGCUGGAGGCUUAGUCGUAUCGUCUUCCGUCAUUUAGCUGACCAUGGGCAGCUUUCUGGGGUCCAGAGAGCCAUGUGGUAAAUCAGCUCCAGAACCCACUGAGCUUGCAGGGAAGCCAGUUCUGGCAAGAAGAGACUUUUCUAGACAAACUCCUAGUCUCUUUGGGGGCCCAGUGUUGUUCAGUCUACCUGAUGCUGUGUAUAGUUAAAUUACUUUUAAAUUUUAAAUGAAGAAAUCUGAAUGUUUCAU